Molecule: messenger RNA, 1999 nt
Organism: Neogale vison (American mink)
Lineage: Eukaryota; Metazoa; Chordata; Mammalia; Carnivora; Mustelidae
Gene: GNL1
Product: G protein nucleolar 1 (putative)
Exons: 12
Coding region: 67-1890 (607 amino acids)
Molecular function (GO): GTP binding; GTPase activity
Source: RefSeq, a predicted model, not a curated record
UGGGGGGGGAGUCAGUUGAGGCGGCGGGAGCUCGGCGGAGAGUGGGCCAGGGAACUGGUCCAGGCCAUGCCGAGAAAGAAGCCCUUCAGCGUGAAGCAAAAGAAGAAGCAGUUGCAGGACAAGCGGGAGCGGAAGCGAGGGCUCCAAGAUGGGCUGCGAUCCAGUUCCAACAGCCGCAGCGGGAGCCGGGAGCGGCGGGAGGAGCAGACCGACACCUCGGACGGGGAGUCUGUGACCCAUCAUAUCCGCAGGCUCAAUCAGCAGCCUUCCCAGGGGCUGGGUCCUCGAGGCUAUGACCCAAAUCGAUACCGGCUGCAUUUUGAGCGAGACAGCCGGGAGGAGGUGGAAAGGAGAAAGAGGGCAGCCCGGGAGCAAGUGCUGCAACCUGUCAGUGCUGAGCUGCUGGAGCUGGACAUCCGGGAGGUCUAUCAGCCUGGCUCAGUUCUGGACUUUCCCCGACGUCCUCCUUGGAGCUAUGAGAUGUCCAAAGAGCAGCUAAUGAGCCAGGAGGAACGGAGCUUCCAGGAGUACCUUGCAAAGAUUCAUGGGGCUUACACCUCUGAAAAACUCAGCUACUUUGAGCAUAAUCUGGAGACAUGGAGGCAGCUGUGGCGUGUGUUGGAGAUGUCUGACAUUGUCCUACUUAUCACUGAUAUCCGACACCCAGUUGUGAAUUUCCCACCAGCACUUUACGAGUACGUGACUGGAGAACUUGGGUUGGCCUUGGUCUUGGUCCUGAACAAGGUGGAUCUAGCCCCACCGGCUCUCGUGGUUGCCUGGAAGCAUUAUUUUCACCAACACUAUCCCCAGCUCCACAUAGUCCUUUUUUCCUCUUUCCCUCGGGACCCCCGCACCCCACAGGACCCUAGUAGCGUUUUGAAGAAGAGUCGGAGGCGGGGGAGAGGUUGGACUCGGGCCCUGGGGCCAGAGCAGUUGCUGAGAGCCUGUGAAGCCAUCACUGCAGGAAAAGUGGACUUGAGCAGCUGGCGAGAGAAGAUUGCCCGAGAUGUGGCUGGGGCCACCUGGGGAAAUGGCUCUGGAGAGGAAGAGGAAGAAGAGGAUGGACCGGCAGUCCUGGUGGAGCAGCAGACUGACUCAGCGAUGGAGCCAACUGGCCCAACCCGGGAGCGCUACAAAGAUGGGGUGGUGACCAUUGGCUGUGUGGGUUUCCCCAAUGUGGGCAAGUCCUCGCUGAUCAACGGUCUGGUAGGCAGGAAGGUCGUGAGUGUCUCCAGAACACCUGGCCACACCCGAUACUUUCAGACCUACUUUCUCACCCCCUCUGUGAAGCUCUGUGACUGCCCCGGCCUCAUAUUCCCAUCCCUUCUGCCCAGGCAGUUACAGGUUCUGGCGGGGAUCUACCCCAUUGCCCAAAUCCAGGAGCCAUACACCGCCGUGGGCUACCUAGCCUCUCGAAUUCCUGUGCAGGUCCUGCUCCACCUGCGCCACCCAGAGGCCAAGGAUCCCUCAGCGGAACACCCCUGGUGUGCCUGGGACAUCUGUGAAGCCUGGGCAGAGAAACGUGGUUAUAAGACAGCUAAGGCAGCCCGGAACGAUGUGUACAGAGCAGCCAAUAGCCUCCUACGGCUGGCACUGGACGGCCGCCUCAGCCUGUGUUUUCAUCCCCCGGGCUACAAUGAACAGAAAGGCACCUGGGAGUCCCAUCCAGAGACCACAGAGCUGGUGGUUUUGCAGGGCAGGGUGGGGCCAGCUGGUGACGAGGAGGAGGAGGAAGAAGAAGAGCUGAGCAGCUCCUGUGAGGAGGAGGGAGAGGAGGACCGGGAUGCGGAUGAGGAGGGGGAAGGGGAUGAGGACACCCCAACUUCAGCUCCAGGGUCCAGCCUGGCUGCCCGAAACCCUUAUGCCCUACUGGGAGAGGACGAGUGCUGAGUUCCUACCUUGCGCCAUCUGCUCCACCCAGUAUCUCUGCUUUUGAACUGACCUGGGGGUACCUCCCCUCUGCUGCCCCAAUUGUGAAUAAAGAUUGUCUGCUUUGUAA